Molecule: messenger RNA, 432 nt
Organism: Penicillium argentinense
Lineage: Eukaryota; Fungi; Ascomycota; Eurotiomycetes; Eurotiales; Aspergillaceae
Product: thiamine-binding protein
Exons: 4
Coding region: 1-432 (143 amino acids)
Cellular component (GO): cytosol
Source: RefSeq, a predicted model, not a curated record
AUGGACCUGCCCACGCCAGCCAAGUGCACCGCCGACUUUUGCCUGAUUCCGAUCGGCACCGCCUCCCCCUCCGUCUCCGCGCAAAUCGCCGACGUCCAGCGGCUGAUCGAGGCAUCGGGCGUUAAAUACACCAUGCACUCUGCCGGCACGACCUUGGAAGGACCUUGGGACCGAGUCCACCAGGUCAUCGGGCAGGCGCAUACCCUCCUCCACCAGCAGGGCAUCGUGCGCAUCCAGACGGAUAUCCGCGUCGGAUCGAGGUAUGUUCUGCUCUACCCUAAGCUUGCAGCACGCACUCCAUCCUAUACACGGUACCACUCCCCCAAGGCAGGAAGUUGUUCUGACGACUGGAUUGCGGUUAGGACGGAUAAGGAGCAGACGGCCGAGGAUAAGGUCAACAAGGUGUGCCAGUUGUUGCGCAAGGAUCUGUGA